AUGCAGAAUGACUUCAAGAUGCUCAUACGAGGCGCGCCGGCGCAGGAGGGAGAUGUGCUGUUCUACAUCGACGUCAUCAUAUGCUACCCGCGGCAAGCCAGUGCCCAAGACCCACUCCACGAGCUGAAGUUAUCAGACGCGAAGAUAAUGGAGAUGAAUGUCCAGAUCUGGCUUCGCAACUGGACGAAAAGCGUGUUGACGCCCUUCGAGGCCGUGCUGGCACUGGUGGUGACCUUCGCUCUGAACGACGAGGCCAUCAAGUCGAUGGAGCUGUGA
Messenger RNA from Anthostomella pinea, 276 nucleotides. The record is from the annotation of a GenBank genome assembly. NCBI's taxonomy places the organism in Eukaryota, Fungi, Ascomycota, Sordariomycetes, Xylariales, Xylariaceae.